Molecule: messenger RNA, 1050 nt
Organism: Pelodiscus sinensis (Chinese soft-shelled turtle)
Lineage: Eukaryota; Metazoa; Chordata; Testudines; Trionychidae
Gene: SURF2
Product: surfeit 2
Source: RefSeq, a predicted model, not a curated record
AUGGUUCCGGUUCCAGGCUCCGGACUUCCGGCUGGCUCCCUGCGUUGCCAUGUGCGAGGUGCCCGAAGAGGUUCAGCGCUUCCUGCAGCAGCACCCGGUGCUGCGCCUCGUCGAGCCGGGCAACAAGGUGAGAUGCAGGUUGACGGGCCAUGAGCUGCCAUGUCGGAUGCCGGAGCUGCAAGCUUAUACUAGUGGCAAGAAGUAUCUGAGACUGAUAAAGACAGCAAGAGCAUUCGACUACAGCGAGUUUGAACCACACAUUGUGCCCAGUACCAAGAAUCCCCAUCAGUUGUUUUGCAAGCUCACUCUCAGGCACAUCAACAAGCUUCCAGAGCACGUGCUGCGUCAUGUCCAAGGAAAACGCUAUCAGAAAGCGCUGAAAAAAUAUGAGGAGUGCCAGAAGGAGGGUGUGGAGUACGUCCCUGCCUGCCUCCUGCAGAAGAGACAGCGGCGGCGGCGAGAUGACCAGGCCAAUGGGAGCAGGCAUCCCUGCAGAAAGGGAGAAUUCUGGGAGCCUAUGUCCAGUGAAGAGGAAGGAGAGGACACCGAUGACAGCAUGAGUGACCUAUACCCAUCUGAACUCUUCCCAGAAAAAAAGCCCACGGUGCAAGGCAAUGGGGAAGGUGAGAAUGACUUUGUGACGGACAGCGAGGAAGACGUGGCCAGGCCCGCAGAGGAGAGUGAGAAGAUGGAGGAGCCCAGACGAGCUAGCAAGAAAAGAGGAAAGCCACAGCUGAGUUCCUUAAAGAAGAAAUUUAAGAGUCACCAUCGAAAACCCAAAAGCUUCAAGGCGGCAGCCAAUGGCAAAUAAACUUUUCUGAAUCUGCUACCUGUGGCAUAGAGGAUAUUAAUACGCCAAAGGGAACACCGUCCCCAACAGGGUCACCAACCAUGCACUAAGGCUGGAUACAACAAAGAUGCCAAAGUUUUAUUUUGAUGGUUUCCAAAAAUCAAAACAUUUUCAAACACAACUAAGAUACAAAAUACAGCAUAAAAUGAGAUUUUAUACCUAUUUCUUUCCACAAAGCAAAAAAAAAAAAAAAAAAAAAA